AUGUCAAAACGCAAAGGUAUGAGCCUAGAAGAAAAGAGACAGAAAGUGCUGAGUGUUUUUCACGAACGAAAAGAGGUGUUUCCAUUGAAGGACGUCGAAAGUAUUUCAUCGAAGGAAAAAGGGGUCGUGUUGCAGACGGUUAAAGAUGUCCUCAAGGGUCUCGUUGAUGACGGUCUUGUCGAUAGCGACAAAAUCGGCACCUCAAUAUAUUUCUGGGCUUUUCCCUCGAAGGCUUUAAUGCGGUUAAAAGUUCGAUUAACGAACCUUCGGAAGCUGGUUGAUGAGGCUGAAACAACACGAGUCAACGCACAAAGAGCUCUUGCCGAAGAACAGAAAAAACUGGAUCUUUCGGGCAGCGCAACUCCGGAUAUGCUAUUAAACCUAUCCAAAUACGCGGAACAACAGCGUCUUCUUACCCAAAAGCUACGAAAUAUUGAGCAAAAUGACCCAAUUACUAUCCAGCGUCUUCAGGAGGACCUUGCAGAAAUUAAAGCAGCUACGAAUCGUUGGACAGAUAACAUCUUUACGUUGCGCUCAUGGAUACGACAUCGUUCAGGAAUGACAGACGCCGAUAUCGAAAGGGCGUUUGAGAUACCCGUCGAACUCGACUACGUUGAGUAGAGUCACAGACAGAAAUCCUAGUUAUUGACGACGGCGGUCGUUUGUCAUCCAAUAUUGCCGCAUCGUUUCAGCCUUUGUAGUAUUGUACACACCUUAUCAUGUCACAAAUCAUUUGAAGCCGUAACCUGGCUAUAGUCUUUUAUACGUUGUCGUACUAUUUAAAACGUUAUAUCAAAAGACUAGGGACCAUAUUUCUUCAUGUUUGUGGUGCAUAAGUGCUAAUACACAGUUUUAUCCUACGAUGUUAAAAGACUGUAUUGUGGUGCUUUGUACGAACAAUGACCUAAUAGAGUAAUAUCUGAGUGCCGUACGUGGAUAGAGACUUAUUCUGAGGCUCGUUUUGUCACUGUCGAUUCAUUGACUGAAUGUCCGGUAAUGGCGUAAUUCAAUAUUAUGCCUGGACUGGACAUUACUGACACGCUGAAAUGUUUCCCCCAACAGUCACCUUGGCUCACCGUUAUUAUGGCUGAAACCCAUCUUUCAAGAUGGCCUCGAAAUAUCAAGUCUUAAUGGACGCUUGUGACGAAGCCUUGUAAUGAUCCAAAAAAUAUGCUCGCUGCAGACUACUCGUGUUCGACAAUUUGCCGUAUUACUAAGAAAGAACUAAAAAUGAAAUUAUAAAGAUACCCGAAUUGAAUAAUCCAACAUAAUUUGCUAUUAUUGAAAAUUUUAUGUCAAAGUUAGGUUUGUUGUUGUACCAAUAGGAAAAGAACUAGGAUGGGUAAAAAUGUAUAGUAUUUCAUUCACACUUAUCGCUCUGUAAUAACUGUG
Messenger RNA from Varroa destructor (honeybee mite), 1392 nucleotides. RefSeq names its product meiotic nuclear division protein 1 homolog. Gene Ontology annotation, biological process: reciprocal meiotic recombination. Lineage: Eukaryota; Metazoa; Arthropoda; Arachnida; Mesostigmata; Varroidae. Gene Ontology annotation, molecular function: double-stranded DNA binding. The record is from RefSeq and is a predicted model, not a curated record.